AUGUCAUUAUCGAAUUUUCCUAGUAAUCCUCUUCUUUUGGAAGAUGACGGGCAAAACCACAAUAACAACUCGUUAGAAACUACUUCUUUUAGCAAGCAAGGAGAGGAAGAGAAAGAAUUUGGCUCUGAUCCGAAUUCAAGGUAUUCUGAUAGCUCGCCAGGGGUUGACACCGAAGAGUACCAUCCACCUACCUCCGAUCCGCCUACUUCUUUUGAGCGCUAUAGUAUCGCUAGUACCAAUUUAGCGUCUCAUUUAUAUGAUCAAGAAUCCGGAAACUCCUCGCUCCUACCACGGCAAAAUUCACAUCCUGCACCUUCUGAUUCCUACCGACCUUCGGAUGACUUCGAUCAUCAGACUGCUUAUCCAUCCGAACCUCAACAAUAUUUAUACCCACUCCCUCAUUACCAACCUUACAUUAGCGAGCCAUACGAAAGCUAUAGCUCCAGCAAUCAAAGCUUCGACUGUCAACUCUACGGAAAUCAGCUCCCCGAUGAUCGACCUUCGAGGAAUAUCACCUCUAUAGAUGGUCAAACUUCCAACGACCAAUUUGCCAGUGAUCAAAUUUCCAGCAGUCGUUUCUUCGAUAGUCAAGGCCUUUCACUUCACCACAAAAUUCCUGCCAUUAUUCAGGGUCUUGAGCUUACUUAUGACGGAUACCCAGUUUUAAGGCCAGGUACCUUGACAAUGAGUAUCAUACCUCCACCCACUCAUAACGAACUCGGCUACCUCAAAGCAUGGAUCCCAAAAAAUGGUCCCGAAAUUGAGAAUUUCUUUGCUCAAAGGCACAGCAUGCAUCGGUGCAGCCCAAAUGUACCACUCCGUGACCAACUACAUGGUGUCAUCAGAAUCAUGUUGUUCGAACAAGCAGCGUUCGAACCUGAGAACGACGACAUAAACCAUAACUAUGAUUAA
Messenger RNA from Sclerotinia sclerotiorum 1980 UF-70, 912 nucleotides. RefSeq lists its product with no specific name. Lineage: Eukaryota; Fungi; Ascomycota; Leotiomycetes; Helotiales; Sclerotiniaceae. The coding region runs from base 1 to 912 and encodes 303 amino acids. The record is from RefSeq and is a predicted model, not a curated record. The transcript is spliced from 3 exons.